UGUGUGCUCUAUUUUUUCGUGAUAGAGGACAUUGAAUCACCGAUGACAAGUCGUCUGCCGCCUAUGAAUUCGAAUUAAUGUCUGUACUACGUUGAUUGUCCGACUUAAGUAUGGAAGCUUCUUUUGACCAGAAAAUAAAUGUUGUAUACCUCGACGAAAGUCGCAGAACUCCUGUGCAUUGUGCUGCUCUGGAUGGUAAGCACGAACAGGUGGAAGAAAAAGUACGAGUCGCCUCUGGACUGGAUGACCAAGAUGAACAAGAAAGGACCCCGCUGCAUCAUGCGACCGAACACGGACACAGAGAACACUGGACACCACUUAUGAGUGCAGCAGACCUGGGCAAGGAACAGUCGUGCCAAGAUAUACUCACUGUUAAUCCACAGACUGAUGACGUGAACAUGGAUGGAGAAACAGCAUUGCAUAUUGCGUGUAGGAGAGGACAUGUGGGCGUUGUCAACCUGCUAAUGGACCACGGGGCAAGUUUGAAUGUUUGUAACAAAGAUGGUGUAACGUGUUUUGAGGCAGCCGCCAAGGCAGGAAAGAGUGAAGUUGUGUUUGUAAUGAUAAAGCAUAAAAG
Molecule: messenger RNA, 577 nt
Organism: Pocillopora verrucosa
Lineage: Eukaryota; Metazoa; Cnidaria; Anthozoa; Scleractinia; Pocilloporidae
Source: RefSeq, a predicted model, not a curated record